Molecule: messenger RNA, 2113 nt
Organism: Haliotis rufescens (red abalone)
Lineage: Eukaryota; Metazoa; Mollusca; Gastropoda; Lepetellida; Haliotidae
Product: dynein light chain 2, cytoplasmic-like
Exons: 2
Coding region: 159-428 (89 amino acids)
Biological process (GO): cilium assembly; microtubule-based process
Cellular component (GO): cytoplasmic dynein complex
Molecular function (GO): dynein intermediate chain binding; dynein light intermediate chain binding
Source: RefSeq, a predicted model, not a curated record
CAGCAUUUAACCAAUAGAAUUUCUAAUCAUAGCUUGCUGUGGUUGUUAUAGGAUGAUAUGUAACCGAAGGUAACACGAAAUGAAAUAAUAGCAUUUGGAUUUUACAACUCGACAAAUAUCUCACAAAUUUCAAAGGCGUUACCAUACUAAUCAGCACCAUGUCGGAGAGAAAAGCUGUCAUCAAGAAUGCCGACAUGAGCGAGGAAAUGCAGCAAGAUGCUGUCGAGUGCGCCACUCAAGCCAUGGAGAAGUUCAACAUUGAGAAGGACAUCGCUGCAUACAUCAAGAAGGAGUUCGACAAGAAGUUCAACCCCACAUGGCAUUGUAUUGUCGGUCGCAACUUUGGCAGCUACGUCACCCACGAGACCAAGCACUUCAUCUACUUCUAUCUGGGACAGGUGGCUGUUCUCCUCUUCAAAUCAGGAUGAACAAUGCUGAAAUAAGAAGACAAUGGAUAAAGUUACGGUUUUAGUGUCAAGUGCACAAGUCUAUUUACUCUGUCAUCUUGGAUAAAAUGUGAAUGUUACCUGCUCAUAAACAUCUUGCUUAAGUACCUCAACUUCUGGAGAUUAUUGAAAUACAAAACAUUGUUUCAGUAUAAGUAAACCAAGCUUGCUCCAUGAACGGAUGGAAGCCAGCAUUAAUGAUUAUGUGAGUCAAACAGUUACAGUUGUGCUCCUUCAGUGGGAUUUAAAUUUAUAACGUAUACAUUUCGUAUGGCUAAAUGUAACGUACGUCUUUGCAACGUCUUUGUUCGGCCUUAAAAUUAGUGAUAUUGUUUCUUUGAGUACAUAAUUUAGGUUCAGAGCUACAGAUAAGCAGCGUGUUUGCGUAAAAUACACCCCAAAACUAUUCAAAAAGCAAUUUUUUUUUCAAUUAACUUGCGUACAGAAACGCAUGCAUUAAAUGGAAAACUCAUAAACUCAAUUAAAGUAGAAACCUUCGAGUAAAAACUCUAUUGCUCAAAAAGUUAUCUGGAGCUCUGUAGGUUAUUUAAUAAUUGACGUAAAUUCUUCUACGUUUAUGGGGGUAUAAAUGUGAAAAAAGGUGUGCAGUUUGUGUGAAACAGGUUUCUACAUUACUACCGCCACAAACCCAAAUAUAUUGAAGUCAAUUCUUUUUGAUAAAUAAGUUAACAAUAAUAACUUCACAAAUUGAUCAUUUAAUCAUGAACACAAACAACUGUAGACAACCAUACGAAAUCUGUGACACCAUUUAGCUCAAUAAUGCACAACAAUAAGAACAAUUGCUUGGUUAGCCUGUCAAAUGACAUAAAAUCACUUGGUAUUUAUAUAUUAUGUAAUCAACCGCAUGAUUGAUACACAUCAUAUAAUAUGACUGUUCGGGUUACAAAGUAGGUAUUGAAUUAUUUAUAUCAAACUUACUAGGUCAGAUGUGACGGGCUGGUAGCCUUGCGGUCAAAGCGUUCGCUCGUCACACCGAUGACCAGUGUUCGAUUCGCGACAUGGGUACAAUGUGUGAAGCUCAUUUCUGGUGUCACCCGCCGUAUCUUAUGCUGAAAGUGGCGUAAAACCAUACUCACUCACUCACUCACUCACUCACUCACUAGGUCUGAUUCUAGUUCUUCGUUGACACGCUCACGUGUCCAUAGACUGCAUGUUUAUAUUCUUGUGUUAGCCGUUGCUUGCCAAGAUUUGACUAUUCCUAGAUAUGACAACUUGUACGAUUUAGUAGCAUUGUAAUACAGCCAAGCAGUUACACAAAACAAAAUGCUCAUCUAAUGAGGAUAAUACUUUGUGCGUUUAAAAUGAAAAUUAUGUCCAUUAUCAUUUCUUCAUUAUCAUGUGUUUCCUUGAAACAUGUUUGAUCUCAGUUUUCAACAAUGUUGGCAGAUGGUUGUUUUAUGUUUGACGUUUUGUUGUAAAAUGUUGACGUGUAUGUUUCUAAAGUAAGACCACCCCAAGUUCAAAAUCACGUCAAACAGAAUUUAGUUACCACCUCGACGAAAACCCAUUUCAUAUCCUGCCAACAUGCAGCCAAUGAAAAUAUUCAAGGAUAUAUUUAUCUUUUUUAUCUCAAUCUGUUGUUUAUUUACCUAUUGUUAUGUUUGGAGGAAAAUAAAUAGUUAUACCUAACUUUGUAUCAAUAUGUA